AUGUAUCGUCCCAGGUUAAUGCUUUGUCCCAGGUUAAUAGAUCCUCCGGGGCAGACGUUGUUUUCUGUGCAGGUCCAGAACUUAGAGGAUCUCGUCGAGACACUAUGCCUGGAGUGCGCUCAUCCAGAUAAAAGCAAUCGACUAGAACGCUUGCGGUACUUUCAAGCGGAUCUACGGGCCUUGAUGGGGGAACUUCCUUGGCUGGCUGACCAUGAGGUGGCGCGCUACUUUCAUAGAGGCAGGAUCUACAAAGAGCCCCUUGGGCGUUACCACGAAACGUGUGAGUACCUGAAGGUCGUAAGGCAGUGUUUGGUUCGGGAGCUUACUGACUCGGUCUGGAACAGGCUUUACGCCAAUUUUGAUCGUUUCCGGGACCUUUUACGCUACUUUGACCACCCCCCGGCCCAAAACAAGAUUCUGGAGGAAAGAGUUGCCCAGUCAUUCCAGAGGGCCGCCAAAAUGGUCGGUCUCCCGAAAAACAACGACGUCCAGCUCACGUGGUUCCUUCACGCAGCCUGUGAGGCACGAUACCCACGGGCCGACCCCAGGCUCCUGGUGCAGCUCAGCAACCUCAUUCGGGCGCGUCGCAGAGUCAUUACGCGUCAAUCAAGCCAUCUUCCGCCCGCGACGGUCGACUUCACUCGCACCAUUGAGCUUCCUCCGAUCCCCGGGAUACUACCUGGUAAGCAUUUCAUUCGGUGUCCCUACUGUGAGCACCGAUUUCUAUCCCAGAAUCUUAGUCAAUCGAAGUGGAGACGCCACCUGAUGGACGACCUGCGGCCGUAUCUCUGCAUGUGGGCGCUGUGUCCACACACGUUCGGCUCCAUUGACGCUUGGCUCAACCAUCUCAAAGACGCCGAUGCCCACCCUGCGAAGCUUCUGCCUUCAUUCUUAAACGAAUGCCCCUUCUGUGGGAUUCCUUGUGCCGAUUGCCAGUGGUCCUCGGUGGAGAAGCUGCUGAGACAUAUUGCAGAACGUCAUCUGGAGGAACUUUUUCUGUUGGCACUUCCGGGGGGCCCGACGGAUCUGUUCUCUAAUGUCUUUCUGAGAGAAGAGAAGAUUAGCCUAGAGCCUUACGAGGCUCCCGAGGUUCCUGAGGCUCAUGAGGCUUAUUAUAGGCCUUUCGGGAGCCCAGAGGAUGAUGAAGUCGAAGAGAGUGUUGAUACAGAGGUAGACGACGGCCUGACCUCUGAGGGAGUCCGCUCGCCUCGAUCCUUAAUUUAG
Messenger RNA from Aspergillus aculeatinus CBS 121060, 1224 nucleotides. RefSeq lists its product as uncharacterized. The transcript has a single exon. The record is from RefSeq and is a predicted model, not a curated record. Bases 1 to 1224 code for a protein of 407 amino acids. NCBI's taxonomy places the organism in Eukaryota, Fungi, Ascomycota, Eurotiomycetes, Eurotiales, Aspergillaceae.